AUGUAAUCCAAGUCAAGUCAAGUGUAGAUAUAUCUGCUUAUAAAAAUACUUGAGAAUAUUUUAUUUAUUACCAUAUAGCUUAAUACUAUUUGCCAUCGGUAAAAUGUAAGACAUAUAAAACAACCCAAUUCAAAUAAUAGAUAAAUGUCUGCAUUUGUCUGCCCGUAAAUCAUCGUUGAAUAUUUUGUUUUCUUUUUGUUCCCCGAUGAAUCCAAUGAUGUAAUGCCAAAGUGGCGUCAUAUCCUGUUGCUGUCAUCUCACGUAGCAAACGCAAUGCCUUUUUACUUAUGUCACAAUUAUUGAGCCAAGGAGACGAAGCUCUGAAACCUACCAGAACUGUCAUAAAAUACAGUCAAACAUUCAAAAUUUUAAGACACGAAAGCCUUUUGCUGUCUUGCACCGGGGCUUUUAUUUUGAAACGUGUCAGCAGGAUAUUCAAUGUUUUCAUUGAACCUGCCUAGCAGUGAGAGAGGGGUAACGGGUAACCGCAUCCAUUUGUUAUUGUACUUUUAAUUUUUUUUUAUUGGAUGACGACAACACAUCUCUGAACGGGACCCCCAAAGCGGACUGUCCAUCAUGUCGGCUGAGGAGGAGAGGGAGGUAGUUCGUGUCAAAGUCAAGUCGUUUCUCAGGUCUGCUGUAAUGAAUACGAAAAGCAGUGUAUCCGCUUUUUGAAAGAAGUGUGAAGGGGUGUUACCAGUGGAGUUCCGCUCCUUUGCUGUUGAUCCUCAAAUAACCUCACUGGAGGUAUUGCAGCAUAUCCUAAUACGAGCAUUUGAGCUCAAUGGGAAACGCAACUUUGGGAUAAGUUACCUGUCCCGUGACCGCGGAGGUGUGGAGGUUUACGUGUCUCUGCUGUCUGACUGGGAUUUAGAUGCAGCGUUUGUCAGUGCAGCAAAGCCUUUCCUCCAGCUCAAGAUGGACAUCAAACCAUCAGAGGACAGUCCUGUUUUGGAGGAUUGGGACAUAAUCAGCCCUAAGGAUGUGAUUGGCUCAGACCAGUUGCUGGGAGAGAAGAGGUCGUUGGCUUCUGCCGCACUUCCUUUCACACAGUCCCUGCUGUCCCAGGUGGGUCGCACUCUAUCACGUGUGCAGCAGGCGUUGAGUUGGUCCUAUGGGGAGGAGGUGAAACCAUUUAAGCCUCCUUUAAGUGAUGCUGAAUUCCACAGUUACCUGAACAGCCAAGGUCAACUGACCCGACCAGAGGAACUUAGACUUCGUAUAUAUCAUGGUGGAGUUGAGCCAUCCUUACGCAAGGUUGUUUGGCGAUACCUCCUUAAUGUUUACCCAGAUGGUCUGACAGGACAAGAGAGAAUGGACUACAUGAAGAGGAAGACAAGAGAGUACGACCAGCUGAAGUGCGAAUGGACAGAACGGGUCAGCGCAGAGGACCUGGAGUUCAUCAGGGGAAACGUUCUGAAAGAUGUUCUUCGAACAGAUCGGGCACAUCCUUACUACGCAGGCUCAGAGGACAGCCCACAUCUCACUGCCUUGACAGACCUCCUCACCACCUUUGCUAUUACACACCCACAGGUGUCUUAUUGCCAAGGCAUGAGUGACAUUGCCUCGCCAAUCCUCGCCGUCAUGGACAAUGAAGCUCAUGCCUUUAUCUGCUUCUGUGGCAUUAUGAAACGUCUUGAGGGCAACUUCCGCCCUGACGGACAACUUAUGUCCAUUAAGUUCCAGCAUCUCAAGUUGCUUCUGCAGUACUCAGACCCUGAGUUUUAUGCCUACCUAGUCUCAAAAGGUGCAGACGAUCUGUUUUUCUGUUACCGCUGGCUGCUUUUGGAGCUGAAGCGUGAAUUCGUGUUUGAUGAUGCCCUGAGAAUGCUGGAGGUCACCUGGAGCUCCUUGCCACCUGAUCCACCUGAGACAGAGGUGGAGCUUCUGGGGCCAGCGCUUGAGGCAGAUCAGUCCAAUGGCUCACAGAAUCUUCAUCAGAAUGUGGACAUGGAGGAGAUAGAAGAGAAGCAGACAGGAAGGCAGAGGAGACGUCACAUGCUAAGACCGUCCCGAGAGGAGGCAGAUGGGGGACGUAACUUCAUCGUAGAGGAGGAGAAGGGGCCUCGGAAGGAAGGUGAAGGAGAGUACAGUAUAGAUGAAAUGGUCAAGAAUUAUGUCAAAGCUCCAACUCCCUCAUUUGAGAAGCAGGCAAGUUUUGGGGAAUUCAAGUACUAUAGUGGCCGAAGCGAGGACAGCUUUGAGAUGAAUGAGAACGAUUGCUCUGAUCAUAUUUUAUCUUCAGUACAGUUUCAGUCUGCACACUCCACAUUGCCAUUCUCGGUCCGUCAGUCCACAGAGGAAAGUGAGGAUGACCCUGGAGAGCAGGAACCUCUUAUCUGUAAUCAUACACCAUCUUCUCCAGGGCAAAGAGACUCUCCCAAUGGGCAAGCAGCUUCCCCAGCAUCAUCUCUUCCUUCUGGUCUACCAAAUUGGAAGAGUAGCUCAAAUCAUUCACCGGAAGCAUCUAAUUCUCCAUCCAGCUGGAGAACAGCGUCUCCUGAUGCCCUUUCAAAAUGCACAUCCUCUUCCUCUAGUGAAGACAAAUCCGUGUCUCCUGAUAAACCUCCUGGGGGGUUCAUGUCCUCACAAGCUGUAAUAAAUGAAACUGGGGUUCAAUCCCCAUCAGUGGUCCCAGGGAAAUCUCGACUGGCGUCUCCGUCGCAGGGUUCCAAUCAUUCACUUCUCUCUUCUCCUGUUUUAUCCUUUGGCAAGUCGCCGUCUUUGCCCAAAGCGUUCUCUAGCAAUCUUCCCUCGCCAUGCAGACCCACUGGGUCUGGCGUAACCUCUCCAAACACAAACAAACCAGAAGGAAGCACAAUUAAACCCUGCUCGCUUCCUCCUCCUCAAGAGUUUGGGAAAGGGAAUCCCUUCAUGCUUUUCCUUUGCCUGUCUAUCCUGCUGGAACAUCGUGACCACAUUGUUAAAAACAGCCUGGAUUACAAUGAGCUGGCCAUGCACUUUGACCGCUUGGUCCGUCGCCACAACCUUGGGCGUAUUCUGCAGCGAGCUAAAGCCCUCUUUGCAGACUACCUGCAGAGUGAGGUAUGGGACUCGGAGGAAGGGGAUGAAGUAAGCUUAGACUCCCCGACCACAGCGGCAACAUCCCCCCAGACACCCACAAGUAGACCUCCUUUCCUCAAUGUACAGCCCUCUCAGGGUACCUUCCCGAAUUCAACCUAUAAUCUGGCCAAUACCAUUCCCUCUCCAGUAACUCCUGUUGCACUCUCUCCAUCUGAUUCCUGAUUCUGUACAGUAGUAGAUUAUCUUCAGAAACCAGCUCCACACCACAAACGGACCCAGAAGCAAGUUUUACUGUACCUUUCCGAGUCACAGCAUACCUUUGUGCUUUACACAUGCUUAAUAAGACUUGUAUUGUUUUAUGUUACCAACCAAAACUUAGUGACUUUCUCAUAUCUCCUUUUUCCUGUCCAACAAGGCAAGCCCCUUUCAUUGUACUGUAUCUUUUUUUUAAUUGCACUUUAUUGAUUGUCCUUUGGAAGGGCAGGCCAGUUUGUGUCUCGUUUCACUUUGUAAAUACUUUCAAAAGGCACAUUA
This is a messenger RNA of Carassius carassius (crucian carp), 3558 nucleotides long. Its product is annotated as TBC1 domain family member 25-like. NCBI's taxonomy places the organism in Eukaryota, Metazoa, Chordata, Actinopteri, Cypriniformes, Cyprinidae. The coding region runs from base 919 to 3246 and encodes 775 amino acids. Gene Ontology annotation, biological process: regulation of autophagosome maturation; activation of GTPase activity. The record is from RefSeq and is a predicted model, not a curated record. Gene Ontology annotation, molecular function: GTPase activator activity. Gene Ontology annotation, cellular component: autophagosome. The transcript is spliced from 8 exons.